ACAGUUAUAAAAAUGAUGCCAAACAAACACAUCGCAGAAAUUCCAAAUCAUCGAAUUGGGUUCAACAUAAUCCAAGAACUUUAAUUGGAAUAAAAACAGACUCUAAGGAAUGGCGAAACAGACAGAAUAAAAAGAGGAAUCAAAAGGCAAAUGCUUACAAUAAAUCAACAUAUCUUUUAGAUAUACAUCGUAGUAGUGAUAGUGUUAACACUAACUCGGAUGACGCGAACUAUCAACAACAGCAUGAUCCAAUGUAUUAUCGUAAUAUCAACAACGGAGAACAAAUACAUUCAAAACUGAAGGAGCUUAAUGCAAAUACUAAUAACAAUGCUCCCACACAGUAUUAUACCAAUUAUGAAGAGGAAAAUAUGAUUCACGAGUCUAUACCUAUGGAUAUACCUGAUCAAGAUGCACUUGGAUUUGAGCGCGAAGACUUCUUUGGUAACACCCAAGAGAUUAUCACAUUUGCAGAGGAAGGAACACAAUAUCAUCAAUAUCGUAUAGUUGAGUUUUCUCCACAAAAACGGACACCAAAUCAAAAGCUAUCUAUUCGAAGUGCGCAAAUGCAUUUACGAAUUGAGAAACACCGUAAUGGCAGGGAUGCAACAUCACCAGGAAUUAAUUUUCAAAUACAAAAAUUACUUGAAAUAAAGCGAAAAAAGAAGAACCAUUACAUUGGAAGUGGAAGUGUGCCGCGCGAACGAAUUAAAAUAUGGGUAUUCCGUAUGACUGAUAACAUUAAUAUCACAGAAAAGGUAGUUGAUCAAGCUUUCUUAUUCCGGGCGUCAUUUGAAGUUGUAACCGACAAUUUGGGUUGGCAACGUUUUGACAUGACCGAAACAAUUAGGGAGUGGUACAGCGAUCACAAGAAUAGAAAUUUGCGUCUGUUGAUUGACUGCACGGGAUGUGGAAGCCAAUAUUCGUUGCACUUGUUCCCAAGGUCGUCGUCCAUCCAAGCAUUCAAAAAUAUGAAAUCGAUGAAUAACGUAAAUCCGAAUCGCCCUUUUCUUGUGCUUCAUACCGAGCCAACAAGACCGAGACGUGUGAGAAGACGUGCUUUGGAUUGUGGUGGUACCACUAGUGGACAAUGCUGUAAGGAAUCGUUUUAUGUAUCGUUUAAGGCGCUUGGAUGGGACGAUUGGAUCAUCGCACCCCGUGGGUAUUUUGCAAAUUAUUGCCGUGGCGAAUGCACUGGGCCUUUUCGAACUCCGGAUACGUUUCAAACAUUUCAUACGCAUUUCAUAGAAGAAUAUCGAAAAAUGGGACUGUUAAAUGGAAUGAAACCCUGUUGUGCUCCUGUCAAGUUCUCGAGCAUGUCGUUGAUCUACUAUGGCGACGAGGGUAUAAUUAAACGUGAUUUGCCAAAAAUGGUUGUUGACGAAUGCGGCUGUCCUUAAGAGUAAGUCAUUCAAAAUUCACUUUAUAAUAU
Molecule: messenger RNA, 1429 nt
Organism: Drosophila sulfurigaster albostrigata
Lineage: Eukaryota; Metazoa; Arthropoda; Insecta; Diptera; Drosophilidae
Product: inhibin beta chain-like
Biological process (GO): SMAD protein signal transduction
Cellular component (GO): extracellular region
Molecular function (GO): cytokine activity; growth factor activity
Source: RefSeq, a predicted model, not a curated record